This is a messenger RNA of Sporothrix schenckii 1099-18, 279 nucleotides long. RefSeq lists its product as uncharacterized. Lineage: Eukaryota; Fungi; Ascomycota; Sordariomycetes; Ophiostomatales; Ophiostomataceae. The transcript has a single exon. The coding region runs from base 1 to 279 and encodes 92 amino acids. The record is from RefSeq and is a predicted model, not a curated record.
AUGUCGGCCAACUGGGUAGGGACGAAGCUGAGGCUCGAAUGGCAGCGUGGCAUCGCCCAGUCGUGCCUUCCGUAUGUCAUCGUCUACCAAGGUUGCAUGACCGGGCAAAGAGGGAAGGAGCCAAGCCCCGAUGCAGAGCUUGAAAAGCAAAAGGGGGGAGCCCCAAAAUCUGUCGGGCGACAAGAAACUGCGGCCAACGUCUGCUUUCGCGAUAGCUUCAAUUUCGGUGCCUACUCGCAUGGUAUAACACACGCACGUGCUACACGAAAGAGCGACUAG